GCGUCGGCAUGGUACGGUUCGCGUAGACAGUCUUUUUGUAGAGCUGAAAUUAGAAUUUGCGUGUCGUAGCUGGAGGGUGAUAACAGAAGCACCACCCUUUGGGAAGCCGUAGCAUUGCUUAUCGAGAGCUCAGCCAUGUCAGUGGUAGGCUCAGACGACCUCAGCAUACCUUUGGCGGAUGCAGACCCGCAGGCCGUGCUGCCUGAGGAACCACCCAGCCCUGACAGCGGCAGUCACAGACGCAGCUGCGAGUCACUGACAUCGGCCAUGGCUAAUGGCACUGCCAGCCCUCACAGCUUCGACCCGGAUCUGAGUCCUGACGAGCAGGAGGAGAAGGCCCGCCUGAUAUCACAGGUGCUGGAGCUGCAGAACACCCUGGAUGACCUAUCGCAGCGCGUGGACAGCGUGAAGGAGGAGAACCUGAAGCUUCGCUCCGAGAACCAGGUGCUCGGCCAGUACAUCGAGAACCUGAUGCAGGCCUCCUCCGUCUUCCAGUCGACGUCGUCGCCCAAAGUCAAGAAGAAGUGAACGGGUUCCGUGGCCGCGACCCACCUUGCUUUAAUUUGCGUCGCUCGCGGCAUGGGCAGUGUGCGAUACAGUCAGUCUGGGCAGCGCGCGCUAUCCAUUGGUGGCCCGUGGCGAGCCGCGCCCCUCCCACUCGCAUUUGACCCAUCUGUUCGUGCAGACCCACGCCCUGCUCUACGGCUAGUCGGCCACGCAACCGCAUGGCACGUGCAGUCGUUCUAAUCGCCGUCGAGCCGCGCGCAGCUCUCGUUUGGAAUCACGCCCCCUGCUUUCCUUGAUGGUGAAGCCUGCUGGGGCUGGAUGCACGAUAAUUUGAUGCCACUUUGAGGGCUGGACCUGGGCGUGGAAGGCGUAGCGGUUGAGGUGAACUGGUCCGGUAAAAAUGUAUGGUUUACCCGGGUAGCCGGUGGGUGAGGUCUGUUGCAAUGGACGGGCUUUUGACGUCGCCUCGGUCGCUAGGUCGCGGAUGGUCCGUCUUUCCUGCUCCGACCAGUUCAUGCCAGUGAAGCCAGUGGGGAGGUUAACUAGAACGUGAUUACGAGACGCCGGACAUUUUAGAUGCCAAGCAGCCGGCUGCGUGUGACGAUGCUGUGUCGUGUCAGCCGUUUUUGGUGGGUGCUAUCAUGCGAUUAUUUAUUACGCUAAUGACUCGUCUGUGAUUUGAGAUAGCAUUCCGCAACUGCUUGUGCUAGCACUGUGUGUGAGCUAUCUUUGAUUAUACAGCUACUUUGUGGGUC
Molecule: messenger RNA, 1262 nt
Organism: Pollicipes pollicipes
Lineage: Eukaryota; Metazoa; Arthropoda; Thecostraca; Pollicipedomorpha; Pollicipedidae
Product: short coiled-coil protein B
Exons: 4
Coding region: 136-528 (130 amino acids)
Cellular component (GO): trans-Golgi network
Source: RefSeq, a predicted model, not a curated record